AUGAAUAUUAAUUCCCUUUACACGGCUGGAAUCAAUAGAACCUCAAAUCUAACCUAUGCCAACUACUUUGGGGAUGGAAGCGGAAGAGACAAGUAUGUGAUCUUUGAGAAUGGGGGUUUGUGUCAUUAGAAAUCCAGAAUGCAUGAGUAGUCCUCACAUAUGCUGCCCAAUAACCAGGCGCCACUCGCAUCUGCUUCAACUCUCAGAAUGAGUUAAUCAAAUAAACAUAUCCCAACACAUAAGUAUCACCCUGACGGCACUGGCAGAGACAUGUUUGUUGUUACUAAUAAUGGCGGUUAGUUCAGAGGCUUCAAAGAACAAGACUAUCACUUCUUCGACAAACAGCUGAGAGGAUAUCAAAAGAGCAAAAAGUGGUUAUGCAGCAGUUAGAUAAACUCAAUGACUCACUCGCCAAGUGACGGCUCGCCUCAACUAGCCAUGAUGAGUGAAAAGUACAAGAACUUCCUUAAAUAGGAAAAAUAGAAGUAACUAAAUUUAAACCAAAGACUGUCCAUUCCCAAGUACAUAGAAAUAAAAUAAAACGAAUGUGAGAGCUUGACUCAGACUCACACCAAUGGCUUUAAGCAGAGCCCUGAAAAGAUUGAAACAGAUGCUGAUAUCAUGACUGCUCCCACCAAGUUCUUCUCUAGAAGAGAUAUAAGAAAUAGUUUGGUAUUAGAUUAUAGAUCGCAAGCUAACUUUUCAAAAUCACCAGAGUCUCACAAAAGUAAAUAGAACAAAAUUAAUUAGAAUACAACACAGUAAGAAUACUUCUAGACCACUUUAAAACCAAGCAAGUAACUGUCCAGUAAAUCUCUAUUUUCAAAUGAGAUCAUCAAACAAAUGAACUCUACAUCAACUCUCUCGACUGCUAGCAAGCCCAGAGGAUCAGUUAACAUCCUAGAGAGGAUAAAGUAACAGUAGGAUAUUCCAACGACUAUGAUCAUAGAUACCAAGUCGCCUGAAACAGUUCCAAGUUAACUCCUUGCCUACUAUGAUAAGGCUGCAAGAAGAAAGAGCAGAUAGAUGUAAUUGGAAUCUCAAAUGUCUGGCAAAGCCUCUUAGAGAAGUAUAUUAUUAGAUAAGUUGCUUUAAGAAGGAGGAGUGAAUGAAUCUGGACAGAAAAACGCAAUGGGAAAGAAAGCCAGUGUACCUGGUAUUAUGAGAAUCUAAGAUGUUUCAUAAAGCCUUUUGAGUUCUAGUCAUUUGCAAAACAGACUUAAUUCAAGACUCUCUGGGUUUAGCAGCACUAAAAAUGCCAACACUCACAGCAUUAUACUCAAUGGAAUAGGCAUGUCAAAUAAUUAAAGUAACCAAAAAUUCAUUAACCAAAUCAAGAGCUAAAAUUAACUUGGCUUUCCCUCUGGCAGCAUAGAUUAAUUAUGA
Stylonychia lemnae is the source of this 1386-nucleotide messenger RNA. The record is from the annotation of a GenBank genome assembly. Lineage: Eukaryota; Ciliophora; Spirotrichea; Sporadotrichida; Oxytrichidae.